Molecule: messenger RNA, 2391 nt
Organism: Medicago truncatula (barrel medic)
Lineage: Eukaryota; Viridiplantae; Streptophyta; Magnoliopsida; Fabales; Fabaceae
Product: increased DNA methylation 1
Exons: 1
Coding region: 1-2391 (796 amino acids)
Biological process (GO): regulation of transcription by RNA polymerase II; negative regulation of DNA-templated transcription
Cellular component (GO): nucleus
Molecular function (GO): acyltransferase activity, transferring groups other than amino-acyl groups; transcription corepressor activity
Source: RefSeq, a predicted model, not a curated record
AUGGAUUCUCGUUCACCACCUCCUCAUAUCAACAUAGAACCUGAGUAUUGUCCACAAGCUGUGUUUGAAUGGUAUCGCUUAACAGGAUUAAAAGAUCGUAAAGAAAGCUUUAGAAGAAAGGAUUUGGCUUUGAAAGCAAAACAACAUCUUUUUUAUUUGGGUUGGAGGUUUUGGUAUAUUGACAAAAAGUGUAGGUGGGAAUUGCGUUAUACUUCUCCUAAUGCCAAAAACUAUACUACUCUUAGAAAAGCCUGCCAUGUUUGCAUUGAACAAGGAGGGUGUUCCCUCAAACACUCUUCAACCGCAGCACCAAUUUCUUCGUCUCCAUUAGAGUUGAAAAAGCGAUCGAGAGAAUCCCAUGAAACAGCAGCAGCAACAAUUUUUUCCUCUGCAUUACAGUUGAAAAAACGACAGAGAAAAUCCAAGGAAGCAGUAGCAAGAGCAUUUACUUUGUCUGCAUUACAGUCGAAGGAGCGACCGGGAGAAUCCGAGGAAACAGCAGCAACAUCAAUUUAUUUGCCUCCUUUACAGUCGAAAGAGCAACUGAGAAAAUCCGAGGAAGCAGCAACAACAACAGCAAUUUCUUCUUCUCCAUUACAGUUGAAAGUGCAACCGAGAGAAUCCGAGGAAGCAGUAGCUAGAGCAUUUUCUUUGUCUCCAUUACAGUCGAAAGAGAGACUGAAAGAAUCCAAGGAAGAAGCAGCAGCAUCAAUUUAUUCUUCUCAAUUACAUUUGAAAGAGCAACCCAGAGAAUCUGAGGAGGAAGCAGAAGCAAUAGCAAUUCCUUCGGAAUUUGAUGAAUCAACUUCUGAUGAGGACUCUGAAGCCUCUAGUACAAGUUCUGAAUCAACUUCUGAUGAGGAUUCUGAAACCUCUUGUUCCAGUUCUGUUAAAAAAGCUACGGUUACUAUGGUAUCAACAACAAUGGAAAAUGAGAAUCAUGUGAGUCAAUCUGAACCAGAAGUUACAAAUUCGGUGGGUAGUGGUAAAAAACUAAAGGUUUUAAAAACUAUUAAAAUGGAGAAGAAUUUGGAGGGUUAUGGUAGAAGAGGGAAAGUAUUGAAGAUGAGUAUAAUGAAGAAGAAUUCAGAGGGUUUUGGUAAAAGAGGGAAGGUAUUAAAGAGGGGAGGUAUAAGGGAAAGUUAUUCCAUUGUUUCUUGGUUGAUAGAGAAUAAAGUUUUGGUUUCAGGAACUCAUGUGUUCUGUCGUGGUAGUGAAAAUAUUGUCAAAAGAGGGAGUAUAUUUUCUGAUGGUAUAGUUUGUAACUGUUGUCGUGUUAAUUUCACCGUCAGUGGAUUUGAGGCUCAUGCUGGUUGUACAAGACACAGACCAUCCAUUAGUAUCUUGUUGGAAGACGGAAGGUCAUUGUUUAAAUGUCAAAGGGAAGCGCGUGAUCAAAAGGGGAGUCAUUGUAUUGGGGAAGCAAAUUCUGAAGCAAAUAACGACAAUGUUUGUUCUAUUUGUGGCUUUGGAGGUGACUUAGUACUAUGUGAUCGAUGUCCUUCUGCAUUCCACCUUGGUUGUUUAGGUCUUGAUCGAGUUCCAGAUGGUGAUUGGUUCUGUCCAACUUGUUGUUGCAAAAUAUGCUAUCGACCCAAAUGCAAACAAGAAUGUGCAGAUGGCAAUGAAAACAAUUUUCUUGUAUGUGUACAAUGUGAGCAAAAAUUUCACUUUGGGUGUGUAAAGACUACAAGAUUUGGAUCUAGUCACACAGAGAGCAAUAUUAAAAAGAAGAAUUGGUUUUGCAGUGUAGUUUGUGGGAACAUGUUCUUAUGUCUAAAGAAGCUAUUGGGGAAACCAAUUAAGGUUGCAGAUAAUAUAAAUUGGACAUUGUUGAAGAAUGUGAGUAGUGACGAUGAUGGUGGAGAUUUUACUUCUAAUGAGUUUAGUCAAGAGAAGCAUAAGUUGAAUGCAGCUCUUGGUGUAUUGUAUGAGGGUUUUAAUCCAACUAUUGAUGCUUUAUCUGGAAGAGAGUUGAUUAAAGAUCUUGUUUUUAGUAGAGAUUCAGAACAUAAACGCUUGAACUUCCGUGGUUUCUAUACUGUGAUUUUGGAGAAAAUGGGGGAAGUGAUUUCGGUGGCAACUAUAAGGAUUUUUGGUCAAAAGGUUGCAGAGAUAGUUUUUGUGGCUACCAAGGAGCAACAUCGAGGACGAGGAAUGUGUCGUUUGUUGAUGGAUGAGCUUGAGGAACAGUUGACUCGCUUAGGAGUAGGAAGAUUGGUUUUGCAUUCAUCUGAAGAUGCUAUAAACACUUGGACAAAAUCGUUUGGUUUUGCUAGGAUGACGAGUGAAGACAAGUGUAAACUUAUUGAUAAUACUUUCUUAGAAUUUCACAACUCUAUCAUGUGCCUUAAACCACUGAAUAUACCUAUAUGGCCUCGCAUUGCUUGA